AUGAGUCAAAUGAAAGUAUUGGAUGGUGCUACAACUGUUUCCCUGCUGUACACCCUGAACUAUUGCCCAACAGAGGGCAAGCAGGUGUUGAUGCCAACUUCCAUGCUUCUGAUCAGAAAACAUAUUGGACCAAGGACGGACCACGCUGCUCAGAGGAAUUGUACAAGUGAUGGAAACAGUGGUCCGACUACAAACAUUUUAGUAGGCAACUUGUCUGAGAAAGCUUCUUUUAUAAAGCCUAUAGUAAGGCUGUUCAUGAUUGUUCAUGAUCAAUUUUCAGUGUAUGCAGUUCAUGAUUUAGGUAAUGGUGUGGUGAAUUCCCUGAGCUCUAUCUUCACUCAUGUCUCCUCGGAAAACCUAGAAGAGGCCCGCAUGCUCUACAAGGAGAUAAUCAACUUUGUAAUGGCUAAAUCUGGAACAGAGACACUCCAUUCACAGGAGGUACGUGUACGUGUACGUGCGCUUCAGAAUGAAAAUGAAAGCACACUGGAAAAUGGAAACAGAAGGCCUCAUUCAUCAAAGAAAAAAGCAAAUGAUAUGCUAUAUCUUGUCACUGAUAAUCCCCCCUGGUACUUAUGCAUACUUCUUGGCACUCAGCAUUACCUGACGGCCUUGGGCGGAACAGUUGCCAUUCCCCUCCUUCUGUCUCGGGAGAUCUGUUUGCAACAUGAUCACCUCACCCAAAGCCACCUUAUUAGCACCAUAUUUUUUGUGUCGGGAAUGUGCACGUUACUUCAAGUUCUUUUUGGGGUCAGGUUGCCCAUUAUUCAAGGAGGGACUUUUGCUUUCCUAACACCUACUUUGGCCAUGCUGUCCUUGCCCAAAUUUAAAUGCCCAGAAUGGACCUUCAACAAGACAAUGGUCAAUAGUAGUGACCCUAUCUUCAUCGAAAUCUGGCAAACACGCUUACGAGAGAUUCAGGGAGCAGUCAUGGUGGCAGCCUGCUUCCAAGUGUUUGUGGGGUUUUCUGGUUUGAUUGGAUUUUUGAUGCGGUACAUUGGCCCAUUAACUAUCGCUCCGACCAUCUCACUGAUUGGACUGGCCCUUUUUAAUUCAGCAGGGAAUGAUGCAGGCACCCACUGGGGUAUUUCAGGCAUGACUACAGGUUUCAUUGUAAUAUUCUCCCAAUAUCUGCGCAAUGUGCCAGUACCUAUUCCUUCUUUUAGUAGGAGUAAAAGGUGCCAUAUUAAUUGGCUGAACAUUUUCCAAAUGUUCCCGGUGCUCUUUGGAAUUGUAGUUUCAUGGGUCAUUAGUUUUCUACUGACAUAUUUUAAUGUCUUUCCUGAUGAUCCUAAUGCUUAUGGAUAUUAUGCAAGAACAGAUAUAAAGAGUACUGUUAUCAGUCGUGCUGAAUGGUUUCGCAUUCCAUACCCUGGGCAGUGGGGACUACCAACUGUCAGCCUGGCUGGUACCUUUGGAAUUCUUGCUGGAGUGAUCUCUUCAAUGAUUGAGUCUGUUGGAGACUAUCACGCCUGCGCCCGGCUCUGUGGGGCUCCUCUUCCACCAAGAGAAGCCAUUAACCGAGGCAUCGGCAUUGAAGGGAUUGGCUGUCUUCUUGCUGGAGCUUGGGGUACAGGCAAUGGAACCACCUCCUACAGUGAGAAUGUUGGUGCUCUGGGUAUCACUAAGGUGGGGAGCCGAGUUGUUAUUCUCACCAGUGGAUUAUUAAUGAUUUGUGUGGGAAUGCUUGUAAAAAUUGGAGCAAUUUUUAGCACCAUCCCACAACCAGUAAUUGGUGGAAUGUUGAUGGUGAUGUUCAGCGUUAUUACAGCUGUUGGAAUUUCAAAUUUGCAGUUUGUGGAUAUGAACUCUUCAAGAAAUAUCUUUAUUUUUGGAUUUUCCAUGUUUGCUGGCCUGGCCAUUCCCAACUGGUUAAAUCAGCAUCCAGGUUCUAUACAAACAGGAGUAGUUCCAGUAGAUCAAGUCAUCCUUGUACUUUUAACCACCAGUAUGUUUGUUGGAGGAUUUCUCGGUUUUUUUCUGGAUAACACCAUACCAGGUUCAGAGAAGGAACGGGGUAUAGUCACUUGGAAGCAAUCUCUCUGUGCUGAUGGUGAUAAAGCAGCAACUGAAAGUGAAUGCUACAAUUUACCUUUCGGCAUUGGCUCCAGAUGUUGCACUGGUGCUUGGACAAGAUACAUCCCCUUCUGGCCAAAGCCGAAACCUACUGAAGAGGAGGAGAAGAAAGUGAAUGCUCAAAUUCAUAAUGAAACUCAAUUUUAAUGCAGUGUGAAAAAUACUUGAAUCAACCAUUUUCACAAAUAGAUGGAAUUGCUGUAUAUUUCAUUCAUAUUUUCCUAAAAUAGAACUUUAAUCUCCUCUGCAUCAAAGAAACAAAUAAGAA
Molecule: messenger RNA, 2344 nt
Organism: Hypanus sabinus (Atlantic stingray)
Lineage: Eukaryota; Metazoa; Chordata; Chondrichthyes; Myliobatiformes; Dasyatidae
Gene: slc23a4
Product: solute carrier family 23 member 4
Exons: 14
Coding region: 1-2223 (740 amino acids)
Biological process (GO): transmembrane transport
Cellular component (GO): membrane
Molecular function (GO): transmembrane transporter activity
Source: RefSeq, a predicted model, not a curated record